UUCGAAACAUACAUCGAUAUUUCGCAGCUUUCGCUUAUUGGUCACACUGGGGCUUAUGAUUAAAAAAAACUGAACUGACUCCAAUAAAAACGUGAGCCGUCUAGCCCAGCAGCUCUCUUCCCCCCACAAUAAACACACACAAGCUGCUUUUGGAGCCAAUCAUCACCCGCAACCGAUAGCCACACGAAACCAUCAGGAUGUUCAUCUGGGACUGGUUCACCGGAGUGCUGGGAUACCUGGGUCUGUGGAAAAAGUCUGGCAAAUUAUUGUUCCUGGGCCUGGAUAAUGCUGGCAAAACCACACUCUUGCAUAUGCUCAAAGAUGAUAAGCUGGCGCAGCAUGUGCCCACACUGCAUCCAACAUCCGAGGAGCUGUCCAUCGGCAACAUGCGCUUCACUACAUUCGACUUGGGUGGCCACACUCAGGCACGACGCGUCUGGAAGGACUACUUCCCUGCUGUGGAUGCCAUCGUUUUCUUAAUAGACGCCUGGGACCGCGGUCGCUUCCAGGAGAGCAAAAACGAGCUGGAUUCGCUGCUCACGGAUGAGGCGCUGUCCAACUGCCCCGUGCUCAUACUGGGCAACAAAAUCGAUAAGCCCGGCGCGGCCAGCGAGGAUGAGCUGAGAAACGUGUUCGGACUGUAUCAGCUAACAACCGGCAAGGGCAAAGUUGCACGCGCCGAUUUGCCCGGCCGUCCUCUGGAAUUGUUCAUGUGCUCCGUGCUGAAGCGACAGGGCUACGGCGAGGGUUUCCGUUGGCUGGCGCAGUAUAUCGAUUAAGUCAGCAUUAGCAACCACCACCAGCACCAUAUUUCAAGAACACCACUCAACACUCAAACCGAAAACUUGGCUACAAAAUUUCCAAAAAGAUUCGAGACCGCAGAAACAACAGAACCUAAGGGAUGUGAACCCAGCCCAAUCCGCCAGACCUUAAGCAAAACGAAGCUGCGUGCGCAAUUUCUAAUUUAUACAAAACAAUUACAAAUAUUUCAUAAUAAUAAUAAAAACCAGAAAACCAUAAAAUGUACAUCUGUAACACACAAACAAUCGCGGGAAAAACAGAACACAACAUCAAAGUGCAGACAACUUUUCUAUCUGGAACAUCGGGAUAAGUUAUAAGGAGCUGAAGGAUGCGAGGAGUGCGCAAGGGAAACUUUUAAUAAUAAUUAUGAGUAACAAAUUAUAGCAAAUUAAAGGUGAUGUGCUUUCAACGACGCUGUUCCGCCAAUAAACUGUAGCCACCUACCUUUAUUUCAAGUUUAUCAAUUGUAAAUGUCGCUAUUGAUUUCCUUCAUAGUUUACUUUGGCCGCAAAACAUUAUGUACACCCCUCCUAUAGGGAUUCGACCUCCGAUAAUGGUACACCUUAGUUUAGCUAAAAUUUUAAGUUGCAUGUCAUCGAUGUACUUUGUUUCUUUUAUACAAUACGAAAGGGAAAGCAAUUUAUAUAAAAUCGCAUUUUUGUUUGCAGAAAGAAUUCUAAAUAAAACGGAGAAAAGUAAUUUUGUAAAAUA
Drosophila sechellia is the source of this 1512-nucleotide messenger RNA. RefSeq names its product Secretion-associated Ras-related 1 (gene Sar1). NCBI's taxonomy places the organism in Eukaryota, Metazoa, Arthropoda, Insecta, Diptera, Drosophilidae. The transcript is spliced from 6 exons. Gene Ontology annotation, molecular function: GTP binding; GTPase activity. Gene Ontology annotation, biological process: intracellular protein transport. The record is from RefSeq and is a predicted model, not a curated record. Bases 198 to 779 code for a protein of 193 amino acids.